AUGGCCAUCGAUCCCUCCAUAGUAGCCGAGGAGCUCUUCUGGAUGGCUCCAGGCUAUAAUCCACUGACCUGUCGUCCAUGUCGUGAAGCAAUUUGCCUUAUCGACAUUCAAGAUCACCUCACUGGCCCCGAUCAUGAGAUGCCUCUCGCUGAGGCCCUCCCAAUUGCUCGAGCCGUCUACCAGCGUUGGUGUGAUCCUCCGUCAACUUCUCAGAGCUCCGAUGAUGAAAGUGACUGCGAAGACGAUCAAGACUGGUUGGAGACCCUUGAAGAAGAAUCCCAGCCUGAUGAGAGCCCACCGUCUGACCCUCCUCAGUCUGAUCGCGAUUACCGGGGAUCCGUGGCCCUUGCCAACCUAUCUGAUCCCCUUAUCCCUAGUCAUAUCCAGUAUACCCUCGAUCGCCAGGCCCAUCAACGCCGAUUCAAGUAUUGCCAGCCAAGCUCGGAGCUUGAGAGAGGGCUGAAUGUAUGGAAUACUUACUGCUGGCCAUGCAUGUCGCGAGGAUACAAAGGGAGCUGUGUUCAUACUCUCAGCAACUGCAAGCAGCCCGCCGAGGUCGUUGGCAAGGCCCAGAGGUGGUUUCGCCGGGCACGCAUCAAGCUUCCCCAUGAUCUCCGCUGUUCUGACACCUGCGAUACUAGUCGUCAGCGUCCUGACCAGCCGGAAGGGGCACGGCCCUGUUCACACAUUGAGCCUAUGCUUGCGCUGAUUGCUGGCUUCCUAUUCAUCGAUCCCGCAGUAGGUGAAGGUAUCGAGCCCAGGCGGUGUAAAAAGAUACAGACUGCAUAA
Molecule: messenger RNA, 789 nt
Organism: Penicillium malachiteum
Lineage: Eukaryota; Fungi; Ascomycota; Eurotiomycetes; Eurotiales; Aspergillaceae
Exons: 1
Coding region: 1-789 (262 amino acids)
Source: RefSeq, a predicted model, not a curated record